Molecule: messenger RNA, 2722 nt
Organism: Papaver somniferum (opium poppy)
Lineage: Eukaryota; Viridiplantae; Streptophyta; Magnoliopsida; Ranunculales; Papaveraceae
Product: protein SDA1 homolog
Exons: 15
Coding region: 209-2551 (780 amino acids)
Biological process (GO): ribosomal large subunit export from nucleus; ribosomal large subunit biogenesis
Cellular component (GO): nucleolus
Source: RefSeq, a predicted model, not a curated record
UGCUAAUUAACCCUAAUCAAUACAAGUUCCGGUUCGGACCCUAGCACCAAUUAAACCUAGCAAAAAAAAAACCUAGCACCAAUUAAGCGAAACCUACAUAUUCUCCCUCUUUAUCACUCACCGCAGAUAAACCCUAAUAAUCUGGGGUUUCUUCUUUCUUCAACUCAGAUAUUUUGAAGAAGAAGAAGCAAAUCAUAUCAAAUCAACAAUGGCUUGUCACGGUAUCCCAGUUUUAAAACCGGAAUGGUUGGGAGCAUCAGGAAAAACAGCAGAGAAAAUGAAUCUAUUAACACUCCAGCACAAGAUGAAGAUUGACCCAGAAGGAUAUGAAACUGAAUUAGCGCUUUUGUAUAAACAUUUUGAUUCAUUACUUUUUUUAUUUCAGCAACAAUCAGCUUUGAGUUUCUCAUCUAUUAACGGUGAUCCUACUGUUAGUAAAGAUCUUGGUGAUAUGGCUAUGUUUUUAGCUCAUGUUACUCCUUAUUAUCCAACUCAGUUAUCUGAUUAUCCGUGUAAAUUAGCUGAUUUGUUACGUUCGUCUGCAAAGUCUUUGCCGUCGUCUCUGAGAUGCCAUCUUACUAAAGCCUUGAUUUUGUUAAUUAAUAGAAAGUUUGUUGAUAUUGGAGAGACACUUGGGUUAUUUAUGGAGCUUCAAACUUUAGGAGAUAGGACUUUAAGGAAAGAUGCAUUCUCGCAUGUGAUUCAUAGUAUUCGACGGAUGAAUCAGAAGCAUACGAAUGAAACUCAGAAUCGACCGCUUCAGAAUAUUUUGUUUACAAUGCUACAGGAAGAGGAUGAAGCAAAAGCUAAGAGGGCUCUGAUUGUACUUUGUGAUCUUCACAGAAGAAGAGUUUGGUUUGAUGAAAGAACAGCAAAUGCAAUCUGUACAGCUUGUUUUCAUCCAUCAUCCAAGAUCGUGAAUGCUGCUUUGUCGUUCCUUCUUGGUUUUGAAAAAAUUGAAGAGGCAGAUGAUAGUGACGUCGAUAGCAGUGAAGAUGAGAAAAAUCCCCAGGUUGUUCUUCAGAGGGAGGAUGUCUAUAAGGCACAUCACAAAGGUACACUUGCUAGCAAGAAAAAAAAGCAAGCAAAGCUGCAACGUGCUAUUCGCAGCAUGAAAAGGCAGCAACGUGCUAACUCAGAGAAGGAUACACCGAAUUACUAUUCACCACUUAACCAUUUAAUUGAUGCGCAGGGGUUCGCUGAGAAGCUAUUCUCCCGUCUCCAGACUUGUAAUGAACGGUUUGAGGUUAAGAUGAUGAUAUUAAAAGUAAUUGCGCGGACUGUUGGACUUCAUCGCUUGAUUCUAUUGAACUUCUAUCCCUUUCUUCAGAAAUAUGUCCAGCCUCAUCAACGUGAUAUUACUGAGUUGCUUGCUUCAGCAGUUCAGGCUUGCCAUGAUAUGGUUCCUCCUGAUGCGGUUGGACCAUUGUUUAGACAAGUGGUUAACCAGUUUGUGCAUGAUAAGUCUCGAACAGAGGCAAUUGCUGUUGGACUGAAUGUUGUAAAGGAAAUCUGUCUCCGUAUUCCCCUGUUAAUGACAGAAGAUUUGCUGCAAGAUCUGGUCCUAUAUAGGAAGUCACAUGAGAAAGCUAUAUCUACAGCUGCUCGUUCAUUGAUCACUUUAUUCAGAGAGGUAUGCCCUUCAUUGCUGGUUAAGAAGGACCGUGGUCGCCCCACUAACCCCAAGGCACGGCCAAAGGCCUUUGGAGAAGUGAAUAUUGCUAGUAAUGUGUCUGGUCUUGAGCUAUUACAAAAUGAUGAUGGUGAGGAUGAAGAAAAUGAUGGUGGUGAUUCAGAUUCAAGUAUGUUUGACAAUGACGAGGAAGAGGGUACUGAGAUAACCGACAAUGCAAAUGCUCAGCUCAGCGAUGAAGAUGAAACCGAAGAAAGUGAUGCAGGUCUAGAUGGUGAUAAUGAAAGUGAUCAGAGUGAGGAAGAAGAAUCUGAUAGUGAGGACGGGGAUGGCCAUGAGGAUGAAGAGCAGGAGGACUCUAACAAACGUAAAAGGAAGCUCGGUGACUAUGCUGGGGAGUUGAAUGCUGAUACAAGUCUCCAGGCCCUUAAGAGGAUAGCAGAAUCGACUAGGGAAUUUGAAUCAUCAGAUUUGGCCGAUGGUAUCUUAUCAAAUGAAGAUUUUAAACGGAUCAAGGAGUUGAAGGCAAAGGAAGGAGCAAAGCUUGCUUUAGGUCAACAUGGGCUGUUAAGGAAGGGCCCAGAAGCAAAGUCACCUGCAUUUAAGGUUCCCAGUUCUGAGGAAUUAAGUCUUAAGCGAGUGAAUCCAUCAGUGCUCGAGAUUAACAUAAGAAGGAAGAUGACCAAAGAAGAGAGGCUAGAAUUAGUUAAAGCUGGAAGGGAAGAUAGAGGAAAGUAUCAGGCCCGAGCUGCCAUAAAACAGAAAAAGACCGGUGGUACCAGCAACAAGCAAAAGGAGCACAAGAAGAAUAUGCCUAUGGUUGCAAAAAGAGCAAAAAUUGUACGAUCUCGACAAGAGAGAAAGAGAUUAAACCGAAUUGCUGGCAAACAGUUCAGGGGUAAGAAAGCAUGGAAGUAGGCCUGAUGUAAUGCUGUAAAAGAAAUCCUUAUUUGUUUCCCCAUUAAUUUUGGUUAUAUUAUCGAUCUUAUAUUUGGUUAUGUUAUAAGCUCGCCUAAGUAUUUGUUUUUUACUUUUUAAAAAUGAAUGAAGAUUAAUAGGAAAGAUAUUAAAUAGAUUUUUUUCUUUAUA